UUAAAUUUAAAUUUUUUUUCCGCAUGUUGUUUUCAGGGAAAGGUCGUCGCAUUAUAUUUUUCAGCUCAUUGGUGUCCACCAUGCCGACAGUUCACACCUUUUCCGAAAUUCCUUGUGAUUUUAAAUAUAGUGCUGAAUUUUCAGGAUUUCUAUGAGGACGUUGGCGAUGAUGAAUUUGAUAUAGUUUUUGUAUCAUUCGAUCGAACCGAAGAUGAUCUAAAAGAAUAUAUGGCUGAAGCUCAUGGCGACUGGUAUUAUAUUCCUUUUGUGAUGUUUUGUUACAUAUGUUUUGGUUAA
Dracunculus medinensis (Guinea worm) is the source of this 297-nucleotide messenger RNA. The record is from the annotation of a GenBank genome assembly. Lineage: Eukaryota; Metazoa; Nematoda; Chromadorea; Rhabditida; Dracunculidae.